This is a messenger RNA of Myripristis murdjan (pinecone soldierfish), 5877 nucleotides long. It is a transcript of the gene eps8a, whose product is annotated as EGFR pathway substrate 8a, signaling adaptor. Bases 329 to 2920 code for a protein of 863 amino acids. The transcript is spliced from 24 exons. Gene Ontology annotation, biological process: Rho protein signal transduction; regulation of Rho protein signal transduction; positive regulation of ruffle assembly. The record is from RefSeq and is a predicted model, not a curated record. Gene Ontology annotation, molecular function: actin binding. NCBI's taxonomy places the organism in Eukaryota, Metazoa, Chordata, Actinopteri, Holocentriformes, Holocentridae. Gene Ontology annotation, cellular component: vesicle; ruffle membrane; plasma membrane.
GCUCCAGGCUGGCUGGGCAGGCAGGCUGACCGCUGCUGCUCCGCCACACGGUUCACAGUCAAGUGGAGUUUUGCAAGAGGCGCAUCUCACUGAGAGCUGUGCCGCUGGAUAAAACUUUUUUUUUAACCGCUUCAAAUUUUUUUCAAACGCGGCGAGCAAGGGUUCGGUCUCUGGGAGAAAGGCUACCGUGUGUUUUUUUUUUUUUUUUUACUGUUGUGUCAGGUAGAAUGAGAAUGAGCCUACUAGUUUGUGCCAUGUUGUAGGAACGUCCCAGGAGUUCUUUUAUGAAGCCGACACUUGCAGGUGACUGUCUGCUCUGAAGCCCAGGAUGAAUGGCUACGGUAACUCCACCCCUGCCUCUGGCAUGUUUGGCUCCUACUCCAAUGUGAAUGGCCAUGGCUCACAGUCUCCAGAGCCCCCAGAAAACAAAGCCAAUAAACCCAAGUCCAGUGCCAAAACCCUGUAUGACAAAUGGAAUCAGAGCUUCUUUCUGCAAGGAUUGAAGCAAAGAAAACACUACACCAAAACCAGCAUCAACAGUUUGACAGACACAUCACAGUACCAUGUGGAGCACCUGACCACGUUUGUGCUAGACCGCAAGGAUGGCAUGAUCACUGUUGAUGAUGGCAUCCGAAAGUUGCGACUGCUAGAUGCCAAGGGGAAGGUUUGGACCCAGGAAAUGCUGCUGCAGGUUGAGGAGAAGGCAGUGAGCCUCAUUGACCUAGAGACCAAGAAUGAGCUGGAGAACUUCCCUAUAGGGACGAUCCAGCACUGUCAGGCUGUGAUGAACGCCUGCAGUUACGACUCCAUCCUGGCUCUGGUGUGCAAAGAGUCAGGUCAAGGCAAGCCCGACCUCCACCUCUUCCAGUGUGACGAUAUUAAGGCUAAUCUGAUCCACGCAGAUAUCGAAAGUGCCAUGAUUGACGCCAAAAGUAGCGGCAAGGUGAAAAAGAGGCCAGACGCUCUCAAAAUGAUCCUGAAGAGUGAUGGGAUCAUCCCCCCACCUCCCACUGCUCCUGCCCCCGAGCCUCCUGCUGCUUUGAAUCAGGUGGAUGUAAAAAGCAGAGUGGCUGCCUGGUCAGCCUGGACAACUGAGCAGCAAGACUAUGAAAAACAAAGACGGUACUCAGAGGAGGAUGGAGCCGAGAUGACAGCUGCCAGGGUGGACCGAGAUGUGCAAAUCCUUAACCACAUCCUGGACGACAUUGAAUUCUUCGUCACCAAACUUCAGAAAGCUGCCGAAGCAUUUAAUGAGCUUUCCAAGAGGAAGAAGUCAAAAAAAGGCAAAAAGAAAAGCCCAGGAGAGGGCGUUCUAACACUACGAUCCAAGCCUCCGAGUGAGGAAGAGUUUGUCGACUGCCUCCAGAAGUUCAAGCACGCGUUCAAUCUGCUGGGGAAACUGAAGGACCACAUCCAGAACCCGAGUGCUGUGGAUCUGGUUCAUUUCCUCUUCACUCCUCUGAGGAUGGUGAUCCAGACAUCUGGUGGUGUGGAUCUGGCCAGGAGUGUUGUGGUGCCGCUGCUCAGCAGGGAGGCCAUCGACUUCCUGCACUCCUCAGGCACAGCAGAGGAGAGGCACCUCUGGGUGGCUCUAGGAGAGAGCUGGACCAAGUGCAGACUGGAGUGGCCUAAAGACCACUACUUUCCUCCUUGUGUGUUGCGUUUCCGUGACGGCUGGGAGCCUCCAGCACUGCCAUAUGUGGCUCAGUCUCGGGAGCAGGAGCUGGCCCAGCUGGCCGAGACUCUGGCCCAUGCUGAUAUCCAGAGGCACGAGGAGGUGAAGCACAGACUGGCCCAGGAGCAGGCAGCGGGGCAGCAUUUCCCCUCCACAGAUGGGUAUGCUUUCAGCAACUCAGCCUACAAACGCAUGCACCUCCUGGACCAGGACAUGGCCAUGGCUGCCUUUAAACAGGCUGUCAGCCGCCGCAUAGAUCGAAAUUUUGAUGCCGACAGCCGAGGCCAGCCAAAAACAUUUGCCAAAUCUAAAUAUGACUUUGUGGCAAGAAACAACACAGAGCUCUCGGUGCUCAAGGACGAGGUUGUUGAGGUUGUUGAUGACAGGAAGCAGUGGUGGAAGGUUCGUAAUGGCUGCGGGGCAUCCGGCUACGUGCCAAACAACAUUCUGGAAAUCACCAAAGCAGUGGACGUAACAGGCAGAGGAGAACCCAUCUAUAGCCAUACCAUACAGCUUAUGAUGCCAAAGAAGGAGUUUGAGUUGUUCAAGCAAUUACUGGGAGAGUUGAAUGAGAAACAGACAUCGAAGACAGACUUUGUACCCAGCAAACCAGCGGCGACGCCAAUGCCUCCAGUUCCCAUGCCCCCCCCUCCGGCCCCCGCUAGGCUCCCCACGCCACCGCUGCCUCCUCCGGCUGCAGAAUUCACCAAGCCGGCGGCCGACACUGUGGUGAGCCGUCAGAACAGCACAGCGUCUAGUGAGAAUGGCAGCGUCACCAUGAGGGAACACGCCAACCAGCGGCCCGCCCCUGUCAACCGCAGGAAAUCCAACAUGGAGGAGGUCCAGGAUGAGCUGAUGCACAGGCUAACUCUGGGCCGCAGUGCCCAAAAGAAGUUCCAAGUUCCCUCUCGUAGCGGCAGCCUGCCCUCCGUCAACAUCACUUACGACUCUACUCCAGAGGAGGUCAAAGCCUGGCUGGAGGUCAAAGGCUUCAGCCCAGUCACCAUCACCAGUCUAGGAGUGCUGACAGGAGCGCAGCUGUUCUCUCUCAACAAGGAGGAGCUGAAGACAGUGUGUCCAGAUGAUGGAGCCAGAGUCUACAGCCAGGUCACUGUCCAGAAGGCCGCUCUCGAGAGGAGUUCAGGCUCUGAGCUCCAGGAGAUCAUGAGGAGGAGGCAGGAGAAACUAGCAGCCAGUACCUGUGAUUCAGGGGUGGAGUCUUUUGACGAAGGCAGCACCCACUGAUCUGCCAGGGUACCGCAGCUACCUCUGGUUCAAAUCCCCAACCCGCUGUCUGUCGCCUUGUUCUUCCCAGGCGGCGUCCGACCAUGCCGAGUUUUUGGAGAAAAUGCGGCGCAGGCAGGAACUACUCAGCUCACCUCCAGAAGAAAACAAACUCAAUGACUUUUGAGGCGUCCACUAUGUGCAAAACUACACAGAGCAACCACAAGUGGAGAAGAUUCUGCCAUGUUUGCCUGAUGUUCAUGUGAAGUUUUGGAAUGGACUCUUUUCUGUUUGACUGAUGUAGUUGAUCAGAAGCGUUUUUGUAUAUCUUUGCUAUUUAAAAAGACUGAAGGAAAGCUGUGCAGCAGCACACUUCCUCAAGCAAAGCCUCUCAGUAUUUAUUGAGGAGAACGGCUGUUAGAUAGCUGCUGUGUUGAUGAUAUGUACAAAAAGUUUCAGAAAUCAAAUCGAACCAAAAAUAGAGAAUAUGGAUACUCAUAAUUUACUGACUAUUAAUUCGGAAGACAGUAGUUAAUUACAGACUGCUAACUAUAAUUGUCUACAUUUAUGAUUUGUUUGGCAAAAAUAAUUGAUAUUUAUAUACAUGUUCCUUUUUUAUUUUAUGAUUAUACCAAAAGAAUAUCUUAAUAUAACUGCUAAUAGAACUGACAAACUGAAAGUGAAGAGGUGAAAAUUAUUAUUCCUUUCCAUCAAAUGGACUAUAACUUUAAUAAUAUCUAAUUUAUGAACAUCCUACCAUUUAGUUCAAUGAUUUAAAGUCGCUAAGCAAUCACAGUGGAACAGAUUUAUUGUACAACUCUAAGAUGACAUCAUUAGAUUUGCUUAUUAGCGUUUUUGCACAGGAAUAUGUAAAUGUAUAUUUACUAUCGAAGUGAAUCGAGAAUCAGUCCUCUGAAGUGAUUAUUGCAGCUUGGUGUUUGUCAGCGACCAUGGAUUUAAGGAAAACGGGAACAAGCUGGUACUGUGAACGUUCUCUGUACAGACAUGGACUGCAGCCACUACUAACCUGUGUGUUGACUUUGUCUUAAAGAGUUGAAAGCUGGAAUGUACAGGCAUAAACUGAGAGCUGUGUGUGGAAAUGAAAUAUAUACAGUAUAUUCAUCCAAAUACCGCAAUGAAUGUAGUCCAGUGACACAGUGAUGUGAGGUAUCUGAGCAAGUGUAAAGGAAGACGGGGGAGACUGGGAGGUAGUCCUUUAAGUCAGUGUGUUAAAGCAGGAUGUAACAGAGUGUUGGGCUGUACAGUUACCUGGACGUUAUGAGUCCACAUGGUGGUCAGAUCUCAUCAGCUGCUCUGUGCUCCCCUGGACUGCUAAUCCACAAUACUGGACUUCUAUCUCUCCAUUUACCUCCAUAGUGCAGCAAAACAGCUCCCAAAAUGAUUCUUGUACAACAUGAAUGAACACGGGCAAAGUGGAUCAUGUCAAUACAAAAAACAACUAGUUCCGGUACCCAUUUUUUUAAGGAAAUUAAACAGAUCUUAAGUGAUUAUUUUCCUAUUUGAACUGGAAAGUAGAUCUGGUAGGUAGCAUCUACGGGAAACUUAUGCAUGAGAUCCUUGCACCAGGAAGAAUUAAACACAAUUACAAACAAUUGUAAUUACAUGAAAAAAUGAGUACUGCGACUUUAUAUAUAUAUAUAGGCAUCAUCCUCUGUGUAUUUGUUUAUGUGCUAUAAAUAUUAUUUUAGCAAACAUUUGCGGCACUAUGGAGGUGAAUGGAGAGCUAGAAAUACAGUAAUCUGGAUUAGCCGCCCAGGGAAGCACAGAGCAGCUGAUGAGGUAAUCAGGUAACUGCUCUACAUAACCCAACAACACGGUUAGUUUGUUUUAAACAUCAAAAUCAUCUUACAUCACCCAGUAGAUGUUUGGCUAACAUGCUGUUUGUGCUCGUCUGUACACACACACUGUUGAGUGAUACUGAGAACUCGUCCAAAGCUAAAUGUUAUGUUAAGUGAUGUGUGGCAGUUUUAUGGAGGUCAGUCUUCUUGCUUUGGACAGGGCCACUGUGCUAGCAUAUGUUUUAGCAUGUUAGCAUGAAGCCGUCAAUAACUCAACAGUGUAUGCUAAAGUGUUAGCAUGGCACUCGGGAACCAGUGAUCUACUGGACACGGGAAGGAUUUUGGUGUCCAUGGUCUCCCUCAGUUAACAAGGAAGUUGACCAACAGACCGGUCUAAAAGGAAAUUUGUGCAUUCCCUUAAACAGUUGGAAUCCAAAGUUCCUGUUUUUUUUUUUUUUUAAAUAGAUAUUCUACCCUGUAAUUGUUAUCUUGCGACAUCGAACCCAAUCAAAAGCUGCUAAGAAUUUUGGUGACUGCUGGGGAAGUUUUUCACAGAGAGGAAAUGCCAUAACUGUGUGAAACAUUAGUUAUCCUCCAACAUGGAGAGGAAGCUAACCACAACCACUAGAUGGAGCGAUUGUCAUAAAGCACACGUGUGACGUCAUGUGAACGCCUGUACGGAAGAUGUACAGAAAAGUAAUUGACAAGUAUGUUUUUUAUGCUCAAUGUGUCAUCAAUUAUUUAGAUUUUUAGAUUUUGUUUUUUUCAGUUUUGCUCUUAAUCUCAUGGGCCAUUUUCUUGACGAGGUUGAGAAGGCAUAUUAACCUGUGUGUGCUGUGACAGGCUCAACAGAGAAGGAAAGUGAAUCUGCUGCUCUCUGUUAGGACAGUAGGUCAUUGCCAGAUGCGUAGCACAGCACUGUAUGAUGUUAAUUAUUAACGCUAAAUAGUCGGCUGUAGAAUAGUCCACUUGAAGAUUUAUGGUUAAUUUCUCUUGUGUAAUGGGAAUGAAGGCAUAAAUAUGUAGUUAACAGUCCUGAUACCGAAAGCAGUUCUUGGUGUCAAUGAAAAAUAUAAGUGAGAAUUCAUGGCAGUGCAAAUUGAAAUUGUGUAUAGUUUUCAUGGUGCCUUUUUCACAUAAAUAUGCGAAUCCUGCAAUAAACACUGUUCCAAAAAACAC